Nicotiana attenuata is the source of this 978-nucleotide messenger RNA. RefSeq names its product protein DETOXIFICATION 14-like. Gene Ontology annotation, cellular component: membrane. Gene Ontology annotation, molecular function: xenobiotic transmembrane transporter activity; antiporter activity. Gene Ontology annotation, biological process: xenobiotic detoxification by transmembrane export across the plasma membrane. Lineage: Eukaryota; Viridiplantae; Streptophyta; Magnoliopsida; Solanales; Solanaceae. The coding region runs from base 1 to 978 and encodes 325 amino acids. The transcript has 5 exons. The record is from RefSeq and is a predicted model, not a curated record.
AUGGAAAAUCCUUUGCUGACAUUGAAUGACGAUAUCAGCAAAAGGGUGGUGUUUAAAGAAGAGCUAAAAGAGGUAAGUCGCAUUGCGAUUCCAAUGAUAGUGGUGAAGGUGUCGCAGUUCCUGUUGCGCUACGCGCCAAUGGUUAUGUUGGGUCAUCUAAGUGAACUCUCCCUCUCUAGUGCCUCCAUUGCCACAUCUUAUUGCAAUGUCACUGGCUUCGCUCUCAUUUAUGGAAUGGCAGCUGGAUUGGAAACUUUAUGUGGGCAGGCCUAUGGAGCACGGCAGUAUAAGAAAGUCGGAACUAUUACUUGUGCUGCCACUAUAUUUCUUUUAUUCGCGUGCGUGCCAGUUUCUCUUCUAUGGAUCUUCACUGGCAAAUUGCUUUUAUGGAUUGGCCAAGACCCUUCAAUCUCUGUUGAAGCUGGAAAAUAUUCGAUUUGUCUCAUCUUAACUCUCUUUCCCUAUGCUAUUCUUCAGUCACUUGUUUGCUACUUUCAGACUCAGAGUUUGAUACUUCCAAUGGUAUGGACGUCAGCAGCGUCUCUAUGCUUUAACGUACCACUCAGUUGGGCUUUAAUAUUCAAAUUUGAGUUAGGGGCCAGUGGUGCAGCUAUUGCGAUUGGUUCAUCAUAUUGGUUGAACGUAAUUUUACUUGUGAUUUACUUAAAGUAUUCGACAGCAUGUCAAAAGACACGUCCCUAUUUCUCGAAGGAUGUAUUCCUUGUUUUGCCAGAGUUCUUCCAAUUUGCUAUUCCAUCUGCUGGAAUGGUUUGUUUGAGAUGGUGGGCAGUUGAGCUGAUUACAUUGCUCAGUGGUUGGCUGCCAAAUCCACAGCUAGAGACUUCUGUCCUAUCUAUUUGCCUUACAAACUCUCAAAUACAUUUCCAUUUUCCCUUUUCUUUUGGUGCUGCUGCAAGUCUUCAUUCUAGCAACUGCAGAAUUCCUGAUAGCAAGUGGAAUUCUGUUUUGCUUGCGUAA